This is a messenger RNA of Calidris pugnax (ruff), 4338 nucleotides long. It is a transcript of the gene N4BP2L2, whose product is annotated as NEDD4 binding protein 2-like 2. Gene Ontology annotation, cellular component: nucleus. Gene Ontology annotation, biological process: negative regulation of transcription by RNA polymerase II. The transcript is spliced from 12 exons. The record is from RefSeq and is a predicted model, not a curated record. The coding region runs from base 160 to 4161 and encodes 1333 amino acids. NCBI's taxonomy places the organism in Eukaryota, Metazoa, Chordata, Aves, Charadriiformes, Scolopacidae. Gene Ontology annotation, molecular function: transcription corepressor activity.
GGGAGGCGGCGCCAUUUUGCGGGUUAGGGGUUAGCGGUGCUCCCCUCCCCCCCGCCGGCUGGGAGAGGGCUGCUCGCUGAGGCGGCGGGAGGCGGGCGGCUCUGACUUGAGAUCCUUUUCAGAUAUAGGAACAAAGCUUAAUGUCUUGUUCAGAAUGAGAUGCUUCAUGCUGAAAGUAGAGUAAAGCUCUUGGAGUGUCAGGAUGAAAUCUCAAUUGAACCAUGUUCUAAAAAAAUGAAGUCAACAGAAGGGGCUUACGAGAAACUCUCUGGUGAUGAUAACCAAGGUAUUCAAGAAGAAGCUGAUACUGAGAGAACAUCAAACAAUUUGAUACCAGCGUAUGCCUCAGAUAACCAAAUGCAACAUGAAAUGCAGGAGCAAGAGAAAGUACAUACUGGUAUCUUGGGAACACCGGAUGAAGUGCUCCCUGAAAAUAACAUAGUACUUAGUCAGCCAGUUGAUUCAGAAACUGUGCAUAAUGUAAAUCCUCCAUUUGCAUCUAUAAGUGACACUGAAGUUGAAGAAAAUAAAGGCCCUUCUAUUACAAAUAAUGCUGGUGAAGAUGAUAUUGGAAAUAGCUGUACAUUAUUCUCAGUAAAUAGAAAUGCAUCAGAUGAAGAGUUUUUUACAAGCAAAGAAUUUAUCGGACCGAUUUACAAGCCUGCUGAAAGCAGUAAACGGGACAAAUCUGGGAGUUGUGAUGAAUGUGGAAACGGUGAGGGAGAUCAGAAUGAAUUGCAUGAAAACAGGGCUAAAAGAAAGGAGGCAAAGAAGUUUCAGACUAUUUCUUCUGCUGUACCACAAAUAGAUGAUGAACUCGACCAGUUCUAUAAAGAAAUUCAUCAGCUGGAAAACGAAAAUGUAGACGCUAAUAUUCAGGAAAAAGAAACUGAAACUUCUCAGGAACAAUAUUCUCCAUAUAACUGUAGUCAAACCUCACAAGAAGAUUAUCAAGGUGUAUUGUUGGGUGGCCCGCAGCCAUUUUAUGAGAAUGGACAGUGUUUCUUUGGGGAACAGAAUAGUGGAAAAGCAAGCAAUGAGCAGCAGUUUGGUGUGGAAACAAGUGGCUGGAAAACUGAAAAUACCUUUACAGGACAAGUAGAUUCUAAAUAUUGGAACUACUCAGUGCCUGAAUUCAGACCUGCUUGGCAGGCAACAGAGUCCUUUGUAGUACCUCAGGGACCUCUUGCUCCUAGAUUCGACCAUCAGUCACAUUUUCAGAUACUUAAUUCCCCACCAGAAAAAACAAAUGCUCUCCCUUCUCACAAUGAUGAACUUGCUUACAAAAAUUAUCAUGGUUACCAUGAAAAUACUGAUUUCAACAGUCUCAGUCCAUUGCUUGAUCAAAGUACCAACUAUGCUGGUCAUACUGAUUUCCAUACCACUCAGGUCUUCAGAAAUGGAAAUAAUGACCAGAACGGACUCCAAAAUAAUGACCAGAACGAACUCCAAAAUAAUGGUUUCUGUGAAACCAGAGAAGAGUGUUGGAAGGAUCCAAAAGCUGACAAUACGGAAGGAAUACAUAACUUUUCUCCCUUGCAAUUACCCGAAGAAAGAUUCAAUCUUUCCCAGAAAUGGCUCCUAAUCUUAAGAGGGCUGCCUGGUUCAGGGAAAUCAACACUUGCUCGUAUUCUGCUUGGUCAAAGUUGUGAUGGCAUCAUAUUCAGCACCGAUGAUUAUUUUCGUCAACAAGAUGGAUAUACAUAUAAUGCUGCUCAGCUUGGUGAUGCCCAUGACUGGAACCAGAAGAGAGCAAAGCAAGCGAUGGAGCAAGGAAAAUCUCCGGUUAUAAUAGACAACACUAAUACUCAAGCCUGGGAAAUGAAGCCAUAUGUGGAAGUGGCUCUAGAAAAGGGAUACAGAGUGGAGUUCCAUGAGCCAGAUACUUGGUGGAAGUUUGAUCCUGAAGAAUUAGAAAAGAGGAAUAAACAUGGGGUCACUCGUGAGAAGAUUGCUCAGAUGUUGGAACGAUAUGAAUAUCAAAUAUCCAUACCUAUUGUCAUGAAUUCAGUGGUACCUCCCCACAAAAACACACAAAGGCCACCUUUGCAGCGAAGACAUAGGGGGACAAUUUCGAAGAAACCUGGGCACCUAUUGACAAAAACAAAGCAGAGGAAAAAGCGAAAAAGAAACCAAAAAAUGAAAGGCAAUCAUACAGAAAUUAUGACGAAAAAGUUAGGUGGAGCAGCUCAUCAUCCAAUUCCAGAUGACCAGGACACAUCAGAAAAUGAAGAGGAUGAUUCAGAAGAAGAAAACAGCAAAUCAUUGUGUACGUUCAGUGGAGGUCCAGAGGAUCCAGUAACAGUAAGUGAAGAACAGCCUAAUGGUGAUGAUGAAAACCUAAAAGAAGCUGAAGCAAUUUCAAGAGAAAGAUUUCCCAUUGCUGUGUCUGAGGUCUCAACGAUGUCAAACAGUCCAGUGGAAAAUGAACUGCCUGUAGAAAGUGAUCGUUCACUUCUAAUAGAUACAACCCCUUUGUCUACUGAAAACGUAACCAAAAAUGCAUUCGAUGAUGAGGACACACAUGAAAGGCACAGAGAAAAUUUUUGUGGAAGCAAUUUCCUAAAAAUAAGUAAUGAUAAAAAUUCCAUCCAGGGAACAGAAGGCAUCCCUGAAGAUUAUAACACCCCACUGUUAAGCACAGAAAACAAACUCGGAUCAUAUCAAAUUACGUGUGAACCUGACGUGGAAGCUAAACUGUUAAGCUUAAAUGGAGAAGGAAAAGAAACCUCUCAGUGUUACAAUUCAAAUGUACAUGAUAAUAUGCCUGAUAAUAACACAGAGGAAAAAGGUGUAUUAAAAGCAGAAGAGAAUAGCUCUAACGCCUGGGCUUUUUUUUCAAUUAAUUUACCUACUGAGGAAUUGCAGCUGGGCUUUGAUACACAAGCUCCUCUCUCUUCUUGGUGUGAGGAUAAAUUUGUAGGUGAACAAAGACCCCCAAAAAUGAGGAAACCCAAACAAACUCAUGCAAACGGUUCACCACACCUAAACUGCUAUUGGUCAAAUGGAGGAUUGGUAAAGGAAAACCAUCAGGUAACAGUAACUGAGGAGGCUGGCAAUGUAAUAAGCAAUGGUCUGUUGGAAUCUCCAGGUGGUGAAGUGCACCUUGAUUCCCUUGUGGAAGCCGGGGCCACUUUCAUGCAAUGUUCAAGUGAAGUAAAUGGUCCAAGAAAUGAUGCUGCACCGAUUACAUCGAAGAGGAAAAGACACAGACGAAUUGUCAACUUGGCACCAAAGUUUAAUCUUCCAAGACAGUUUGCUGGUACUACAGAGGGAGGGAAGGAAGUCCCAGUUAAAGAUUAUGUUCCUGAAAAAAGUGUUUGGGAAGUGGAGGGAAAGAGCUUUCUAAGGAAGGACCUUGGAGAGGAACGUGAACAGGACCCUGCAUUGCAGGAAUAUUCUGCACUUUACAGUGGCACUGAGGCAACCUGUUCCUUACCUACCCUGGAUGCAGAUGUUCUUUUAGAUGAUAUUUCUUACAUUCAUCCAGGACAAUCUUCUCCUGUGCCAAAAUAUUCCUGCAGGGUUUGUGUAGUUUCCAGGACAAAGGAGGAGCAAGCUAGAACUCUUAAGCAACAACAGGUAGUUGAUGAAAAAGAGAGUGAGCCUGAACGAGUUCCUUCAGAGGUUGCAAACAGCCAACCAGAUAUUUUGUCUUCUGUUGUUUCUGAAUAUCCAGAAGAUUCUAGUCUAUUGGCAAGCUGCAGUGAAAAUGUGCACGAAGCAGAUGACCCAGAGCCAGCAGAGGCCUCACAAGUUGAAGAUAAUCAAGAUGUGAAUAUGAAAUGUAGUUUUCUGGGACUUCCUUUAUCAUUAGGAUUUGCAUUUCAGCUUGUGCAGCUCUUUGGUUCUCCAGGUCUUCCACUGGAAUCCUUGUUGCCAGAUGAUUAUAUAGUUCCUCUUGACUGGAAAGUUUCAAAGAUGAUCUAUUUACUGUGGAAGACCUCUGUGGAGGAAAAACAGAAAACAAAUGGAUUGCAGAACAGAAACACCUUGGCUGAUGAUAUUAUUAGUCUUGAAGAUCUAAACAAAAAUUGCCAAGACGAUCAAGAGUCUUCUGAAACUAUUCCAGAAAUGGAGCUGUUUCAAGGGUUGAUAGAGGAGAACAUCAUGACCUGCGCUAGCACUGGCUGCCUGGAUGCUGUGUUUCAUCAGUCAUGACUGACCAGCUUUAAUUCUGCAUGAAGGAAAAGAAACUUCUCACUUUGAUUGGAAGGACUUCAGUUGGCCACCAAGGAUUUUAAAUGUAAGGAAUAACCUGGAAGAAAGUAACCACCGUAGAUUUUUGGUGUGAAUCUUUGGCUGUCUUCUCCCCACAGCCACCCAAUAUCAACCUCU